GUCGGGCUCUCCAUGCCGCAGAAAGAAGCUUUUAUCGGUCUAUUUUAACUCAAGUACCCUGAGCAGAGAAGCGUUAUCUGUUGCUGCCUAACUGGCUAGCAAACACAGGGCUCACACUGACGGGGGAAGCAGCCAAUAGGAUCCUUCGGAGGGGAGUUCCGCUGGCAGCCUGAGCCAAUCAGAGGCGCCGCUGCCCCUGAAGGCGGGAAUGUGCAGCAGAAUGUUUAGAAACUGGUUUCCAGCUGCUGGUUCAGAGGAAGCUGAGUGACGACGCCGACAGUUCCUGAUUCUGAUCACUGGACCGUUCCGGGUCACAGCUGAGCCGGUUCUAGCUGGACUGGUUCUGGUCUGGCUGCUCAUGCUGGUUUGGGUCGCCCCUCACUGAGCCCCACUGACACCACUGAUAAGGUCAAGUGGGUCAUUCCACAGCAGCCCUGAGGCCCAGACUGAGACUGGAUCAGAACCACGGCUCCAGAACCUCGACUGGGAAACACGUUUCUACUGCAGGAAGUCCAGCCAGGACCAGGCAACUGUUGACCAGGUUCUGUCAGGACCCGGUUCUGAUGACACCAGGGAAGUGUCGUUUGGUUUGAGCCAAUCAGCUUCCAGAGGAGCUGAGUCCUGGUUUGGUGUCAGGACCGGUUCUGAUUCCGUCCCAGCUGGACCGACCGGACCGGAACCAUGUCCUCCGGUAAGAAUAAGGGCCAGAACUCGCUGACCCUCCACAAGGUCAUCAUGGUGGGCAGCGGCGGCGUGGGGAAGUCGGCGCUGACGCUGCAGUUCAUGUACGACGAGUUCGUGGAGGACUACGAGCCCACCAAGGCAGACAGCUACAGGAAGAAGGUGGUUCUGGACGGGGAGGAGGUCCAGAUCGACAUCCUGGACACGGCGGGGCAGGAGGACUACGCCGCCAUCAGGGACAACUACUUCCGCUGCGGCGAGGGCUUCCUGCUCGUCUUCUCCAUCACCGAGCAGGAGUCCUUCACCGCCAUAACCGAGUUCAGGGAGCAGAUCGUCCGGGUGAAGGAGGAGGAGGCGAUCCCGCUGCUGGUGGUCGGGAACAAGUCGGACCUGGAGGACCGGCGCCAGGUGAACGUGGACGACGCCACCGCCAAGGCGUCCGGCUGGGGCGUCCCGUACGUCGAGACGUCGGCCAAGACCAGAGCCAACGUGGACAAGGUGUUCUUUGACCUCAUGAGGGAAGUCCGUAAGAAGAAAAUGGCGGAGAGCAAAGAGAACGGGCCGAGCGGCGGCAGGAAGAAGCGGCGCUGCUGCGUGCUGUAGGCGGAACUGAGCGCGCUCAGACCGCGGCGCUCGGCUCCCGUUUAGCUCUGCUCACAUUCCGGAGGCUCUGAAACACUCGUCUGCACCCUGAGUGACCUCUGACCCCGUCUCCAAUCAAGCUUCGUGUUAAACUAAUCAUGCCACAGAAUCGGACUCUAAGGGAACUCGGCUUCAAGCUUCUCUGGGAAAUAGGAAUAUUAUUAUUAUUAUUGUUAUUAUUCUGCACCAACACUCAUUAUUGUUUAUAUCUGAUUAAAUCAAGUUCUGUUAGAAAAACA
Molecule: messenger RNA, 1562 nt
Organism: Xiphophorus couchianus (Monterrey platyfish)
Lineage: Eukaryota; Metazoa; Chordata; Actinopteri; Cyprinodontiformes; Poeciliidae
Product: ras-related protein ralB-B-like
Exons: 5
Coding region: 682-1284 (200 amino acids)
Biological process (GO): signal transduction
Cellular component (GO): membrane
Molecular function (GO): GTP binding; GTPase activity
Source: RefSeq, a predicted model, not a curated record